AUGGCCGAGUCUGAGACGACCAAGGAUGUCAUAGCGGGCUGGGUCGGUGGUGCUGUCGGCAUCGUUAUUUCUAAUCCGCUCGAGGUCUUGAAAGUCAGACUGCAAACGAAUCCGAGCCCGAACCUGCAGCACCCUGUCAGCUUGGACGCCCUGCUCUUUUCUCGUUCGCCCUCCCCACUCCACCACGGCCAGAGCAGUCCAGCAACACUUGCGCUCCAAUACUCCAUCCCACCGACUGGCCUCCCUCACGCUCACUCCACCUACAUCCAGGAUGCAAGCCAUCUGAAGUCAUAUCACUCUAGUAGUCCCAACUCGAUCAUCAGUGGCCUCAGAGGACUCUGGAAGAAAGAGGGAUACAGAUUCUUGUUUGCUGGCGCGGCCGCCCCGAUCAUCGGUCUAGCGUUCAUCGACUCUUUCUUUUUUGCAACUUAUGGAAAAUGCAUGAACACAUUUGAUCAAGACCGCGAACGGCCAAAUCAUCUAGGCUAUGUAUUCACAUCCGGGGCGAUUGCCGGAGGGUUCUGUGCGCUCCUACAAACUCCAAUCGAGGUCAUCAAGUGUCGCGCCCAGGCCGAGCAUCUCAACCACGAAACAGGCUCCAAGUCGGGCUCGUUCGCGAUCGCUAAGAAAAUCUACCGUCGGGACGGAUUUCAGGGGUUCUAUCUAGGCGGCCUUAUGACCGGGUUGCGCGACUCGCUCAGCAGUGGAAUUUUCUUUACGAGCUAUGCGCUGACGCGAGGCGGCUUGCGGCAGCUUUUCUCACAACAGUCUUUUGCCUCAUCCGACUCCGAAAGCCCAUUAUCAACUCCCACUACACGGUCUUCAGAAAUCCUCGUCAACAUGGUUGCUGGCGGCUCGUCAGGCAUGAUCUCUGCUCUAUUGCCAUACCCACUCGACAUUAUAAAGACCCGAUUACAAGUCACCAAAGUCACCUCUUCCUACCAAGCCAGCUCUACUCACCCCACCCCACUAGCUCAUCUAAGCCCGCCUUCCCCACCCAAACCAGCAGUUGGAAAGAGCUGCUCAUCCUCAAUUAUACCCAUCACCCAACAAAUCUACAGCGAGGGAAAGAACCGGAUCUUACCCACGUUGCCCCAAACCCGCUUCUACCGCCUCUUCAGCCUCUUCGUCCCGGUUCUUGACUUAAUCAGAAAACCGCCACCCUCCUCCUCCUCCUCUUCACCCCAGGCUCGUCUACUGAGUCAGCGCAGACGGAUUUUGAAGGUCUCUCUUAAGGCGGCUGGGUUGAUGGGCUUCUUUAAAGGGUUAAAGCCUACCUUACUCAGUAGUUUUGUUGGCUCAGCUAUCACGAUGGGCAUCUUUGAAUUUGUUUUUGAUUUCCUUGGCAAUUCUACUCAUUAG
Puccinia triticina is the source of this 1362-nucleotide messenger RNA. RefSeq lists its product as uncharacterized. The transcript is spliced from 6 exons. The coding region runs from base 1 to 1362 and encodes 453 amino acids. Gene Ontology annotation, biological process: mitochondrial transport; carnitine transmembrane transport. Lineage: Eukaryota; Fungi; Basidiomycota; Pucciniomycetes; Pucciniales; Pucciniaceae. Gene Ontology annotation, cellular component: mitochondrial envelope. Gene Ontology annotation, molecular function: O-acyl-L-carnitine transmembrane transporter activity. The record is from RefSeq and is a predicted model, not a curated record.